Centropristis striata (black sea bass) is the source of this 1872-nucleotide messenger RNA. RefSeq names its product E3 ubiquitin-protein ligase TRIM39-like. The record is from RefSeq and is a predicted model, not a curated record. NCBI's taxonomy places the organism in Eukaryota, Metazoa, Chordata, Actinopteri, Perciformes, Serranidae. Bases 226 to 1629 code for a protein of 467 amino acids. Gene Ontology annotation, molecular function: protein binding; zinc ion binding. The transcript has a single exon.
CUCUGAGAAACGGAGGAUAAGAUCCAGCUUCAGACUAAAACCUCCACUUUGACUGAAAGAGGACGACUUCAGGAGAUUACUGGGAAUACUGGAACAGCUCCACUUCACCAGCUGCUGAAUCCACAAACUGAACGACAGUUUUACAGGAAAGUAAAGUAACUUUGACAGAACGGGAAGUGGCUGAGCUGUUUGUCUGCUGUGUUUUCAGCUUCACUCAGAGACAAAAUGGCUUCCAGAUUAGAGGACGAUCUCUGCUGUUCUGUCUGCCACGACAUCUUUAAAGAUCCUGUUCUUCUGUCAUGCAGCCACAGCUUCUGUAGAGACUGUCUGCAGAGCUGGUGGACGGAGAAACAAACCAGAGAGUGUCCGGUUUGUAAGAAAAAAUCUUCAAGGGAUCCACCACCUUGUAACCUGGUGUUAAAGAACCUGUGUGAGAGUUUCUUACUGGAGAGAGAUCAGAGAGCUUCAGAGCCUCUCUGCAGUCUGCACUCUGAGAAACUCAAACUCUUCUGUCUGGACCAUCAGCAGCCAGUGUGUCUCGUCUGCAUAGAUUCAGAAGAACACUCCAACCACACAUUCAAAUCCAUCGAUGAAGCUGCACAACAACACAAGAAGGAACUUCAGGAAACUCUGAAGCCUUUAAAGAAGAAGUUAGAGGUUUUUAAAGAAGUUAAAGAGAAGUUUGAUCAAACAGCAGAACACAUUCAGGACCAGGCCCGACGCACAGAGACGCAGAUUAAGGAGCAGUUUAAGAAGCUUCACCAGUUUCUAGAAGAGGAAGAGGAGGCCAGGAUGGCUGCACUGAGGGAGGAAGAGGAGCAGAAGAGUCAGAUGAUGAAGGAGAAGAUGGAGGCUCUGAGCAGAGAGAUAGCAGCUCUUUCAGACACAGUCAGAGCCACAGAGGACCAGCUGAGAGCUGAACACGUCUCAUUCCUGCAAAACUACAAGGCUGCAGUGGAAAGAGUCCAGCAGCGCCCCCUGCUGGAGGAUCCACAGCUGCCCUCAGGAGCUCUGAUAGACCAGGCCAAACACCUGGGCAACCUGGCCUUCAACAUCUGGAACAAGAUGAAGGACCUGGUCUCCUACAGUCCUGUUGUUCUGGACCCAAACACUGCUGGUACACAUCUCAUCCUGUCUGAAGAUCUGACCAGUCUGAGACGAGGAGGAGAACAGCAGCUUCCUGAUAAUCCAGAGAGGGUUUGUUAUAUCUUCUCUGUUCUGGGCUCUGAGGGCUUUAACUCAGGGACUCACAGCUGGGAGGUCCAGGUUGGAGACAGUAUAUACUGGCAUCUGGGUGUGUUAGCAGAGUCUGUCCAGAGGAAAGGAGACAUAGACUCUGGAUUAUGGAGAAUAGGGUUAGAUGACGAUGAAUACUCAUCACAUUCACCAUCAGAUGAAGGAAUUUAUCUCAGAGUGGAGAAGAAGCCUCAGAGGAUCAGAGUGAAUCUGGACUGGAACAGAGGAAAGCUGUCGUUCUCUGAUGCUGACACUAACACACACAUACACACCAUCACACACACUUUCACUGAGAGGAUGUUUCCAUAUUUUAUGAAUGGGGAUGAUAUAGAGAAUCUCCCACUGCAUGUUUUACCAGUGAAGGUCUCUGUGGCUGCAGGACAACAGGAAUAGACGAUCAGCAUCGUCUGAAGUCUUUGAGGAACAUGUGACCACGUUGUCCUCCUCAUGUUUGUUUCUCCUCAGAUCAAAGAGCUGUCAAUCACUCUGUGACUGGCAGGCGUCUCUGUGGUUUCCUGUUUGGUUAUUGAUCAAAUCUGUAAAACUUCAUUCUCAUUGAUUGUUUUGUUUUUGUUUUAUUGGUGUGUAAUAGUAAAAUUUACUGUGAAAUAACAGAAAACAACAAGUUAUUUUACA